AGAGAAUUGUUUAGUACAUUGGAAAAACAACCACUCUUCUACACCCAUCAGAGGAACAAGAUGGACAGUUCAGAGGACAGAGGGGAAGAAACACAGCACAACCCAAUCCACCAGGAGAUAACAGACUCACCUGUACCCAGCUGUACGUCCAUGCAGAGUGAUCAUUCUAUGGAUUUUCCAUUACAAUUUAGAGACUUCCCAACUGCUCAAAGAUACCAACAGGAGAGAUUAAAGUCAGAGAUUCCCAGUUAUCAGAGUCAAACAGAUCUGUCCUUCAUAUUUAAGUCGCUUGAAGACAACAUCAUCACUUUUGUGAAGAGAGAACUGAAGAGAUUCAAGAACAUUUUGAGUCCAGAUCUUCCAGAAUGCAUUGAGAAUCAGGAGGAUGAAGAAUUAGUGGAUGCCAAAGAAGUGAGGCAGGACAGCAGUGCCAGAGAGGGGGCUCUGAAGAUCACACUGCAAAUUCUGAGGAACAUGGACCAGCAGGAGCUCGCUGACACACUGGAGAAAAGUGUUUUGGGUGAACUUGCUCUGUGUCAACAUAAACUCAAAUCUAACCUGAAGAAGAAGUGUGAGAGUGUGUUUGAGGGAAUAGCAAAACAAGGAAACCAGACACCUCUCAAUAGGAUCUAUACAGAGCUCUACAUCACAGAGGGUGGAAGUGGAGAGAUCAAUAAUGAACAUGAGGUGAGAAAGAUUGAGACAGCAUACAGGAGAUCAGCAAGACAAGAGACACCAAUCAAAUGUAAUGACAUAUUUCAACCCUUACCUGGACAAGACAAAGGUAUCAGAACUGUGCUGACAAAGGGAGUCGCUGGCAUUGGAAAAACAGUCUCUGUGCAGAAGUUCAUUCUAGAUUGGGCUGAAGGAAAAGAACACCAAGAUGUCGAGUUGAUAUUCUCACUGCCUUUCAGGGAGCUAAAUUUGAUGAAGUCGAAAAAACGGAGUUUGAUGGAACUUCUUCAUCACGUUUUCACGGAAACCAAAGAAUCUGGAAUAACAGAUUAUGAAAAGUACAACGUUCUGUUUGUUUUUGAUGGUCUGGAUGAGUGCCGACUUCCUCUAGAUUUCCAAAACAAUAACAACUGCUGUGAUGUCACAGAGUCAACCUCAGUGGACGUGUUGCUGACAAACCUCAUCAAGGGGAAUCUGCUCCCAUCUGCACAACUGUGGAUAACCUCCCGACCUGCAGCUGCCAAUAACAUCCCUCCUGAGUGUGUUGACAGGGUGACAGAGGUACGAGGGUUCAAAAACACACAGAAAGAGGAAUACUUCAGGAAGAGAAUCAAUGAUCAGAACCUGGCCAGCAAAAUCAUCUCACACAUUAAGUCAUCAAGGAGCCUUUAUAUCAUGUGCCACAUACCAGUGUUCAGUUGUAUUUCAGCCACUGUUCUAGAGAGAAUACUUGGUCAAUCUCAAAGUGGAGUGAUGCCCAAGACACUGACCCAAAUGUACUCACACUUCAUGGUCUUCAACAAGCUAAUCAAAAACCUGAAAUAUUCUAAAGAUGCAGAGAAACCUGAGACAUCUGAUGAAGAGAUCAUUAUGAACCUGGGGAGGCUGGCCUAUGAACAACUGGAAAAGGGCAAUCUGAUCUUCUAUGAAGAAGACCUAAGAGAGUGUGGCAUUGAUGUCACAGAAGCUUCAGUGUACUCAGGAGUGUGCACACAGAUCUUCAGAGAGGAGUGUGGGUUGUACCAGAAGAAGGUGUACUGCUUUGUACAUCUGAGCAUUCAGGAGUUUCUGUCAGCGUUGUAUGUGUUUCUCACAUUCACCAAUAACAAUGUUAAUCUUAUGGACAAACAGCAAACCACCUCCAAAGAACCUCAGAUAUGUAAAUAUACACCUGCAACCAUCCUGCACAAGAGUGCAGUGGACAAGGCCUUACAGAGUGACAAUGGACACCUGGACCUGUUCCUCCGCUUCCUUCUUGGCCUCUCAAUGGAGUCCAAUCAGUCUCUCCUACGAGGUCUACUGACACAGACAGGAAGCUGCUCACAGACCAAUGAAGAAACAGUUGAGUACAUUAAAGAGAAGAUCAAGGAAAAUCCCUCUCCAGAGAGAUGCAUCAAUCUGUUCCACUGUCUAAACGAGCUAAAUGAUCAAUCUCUAGUUAAGGAGAUCCAAGCUUACCUGAGAUCAGGAAGCAUGUCCAAACAAGAACUUUCAUCUGCACAGUGGUCAGCUCUGGUCUUUGUGUUGCUGACCUCAGAAGAGGAGUUAGAUGUGUUUGACCUGAGGAAAUACUCUAGAUCAGAGGAAGGUCUCUUGAGAUUGCUGCCAGUGGUCAAAGCCUCCACAACAGCGCUGCUAAAUGGGUGCAACCUGACAGAGAAAUGUUGUGAUGCAUUGGCUUCAGCUCUCAGCUCGAACUCCUCACACCUGCGAGAGUUGGACCUGAGUAGCAAUGACCUGCAGGAUUCAGGAGUGAAGCUGCUCUCUGCUGGACUGGGGAGUCCACACUGUAAACUGGAGACACUAAGGUUGUCAUUCUGUGGAGUCACAGAGGAAGGUUGUGCUUCACUGGCAUCAGCUCUGAGGUCAAACCCUUCACACCUGGUAGAGCUGGACCUCAGCUACAAUCACCCAGGAGACUUAGGUGUGGAAUCAUUGUCUGCUGAACUGGAGGAUACACACUGCAAACUGGAAAAACUCAGUGUGGACAAUGAUGCAGAGUACUGGCUAAAAUCUGGCCUGAAGAAAUAUACAUGUGAGCUGACACUGGAACCGAACACAGCACACAGACUGUUAACUCUAUCCAAGGAGAACAGAAAGAUCACAUGGGGGAAAGAGCAGCCGUAUCCUGAUCACCCAGCGAGAUUUGAGUGUUACCCGCAGGUUCUGUGUCGAGAGGGUCUGACUGGGCGCUGUUACUGGGAGGUAGAGUGGAGUGGGUUUGGGGCUUAUAUUGGAGUGGCAUACAAAGGAAUCUGCAGGAAAGGAACGGAAAAUGAUUCUAUCCUAGGCCAUAACCGUAUGUCCUGGACAAUGCGGUGCGCUGAAGAUCAUUACAUUGCCCGGCAUAGUAAUAAGACCAUUACAAUACCCGUUCCCUCAGUCUACUCAUACAGAGUAGGGGUAUAUCUGGACUGUCCGGCCGGCACUCUGUCCUUCUACAGUGUCUGCUCUGGCACACUGACCCAUCUGUAUACAUUCCACGCUACAUUCACUGAGGCCCUCUACCCAGGAUUUAGGGUUUGGAAUGGUGAAUCGUCUCUUUCAAUUUAGCAGAUUAAAUACCCAGCAAGGGUUUUGGGGGAAUUUCGAACUACAGUACCAGUCAAAAGUUUGGACACACCUACUCAUUCAACGGGUUUUCUUUAUUUUUACUAUUUUCUCCAGAAUAAUAGUGAAGACAUCAAAACUAUGAGAUAACAUACAGUGUAUAUUGUCACGUCUACUCCCGCACCUCCUCUCCGGCACUCUAAGUCGCCAGGUUAUUCAUUAUUACGCACACUUGCCACCAUCAUUACCCGCACCUGAGGCUCAUGAGACUCACCUGGACUCCAUCACCUUCCUGAUGACCUCCCCUAUAUCUGUCACUCCCUUUGGUUCUUUCCCCAGAUGUUUUUGACUCUGUUUCUUUGUUUCAUGUCUGUAUGCUACUGUAAGAGUAAUAUAUAUAUAUAUAUAUGCCAAUUAUUUGAUGGUCUGACCGCAUUCUGUCCCCUAUUAACACUUUUUAAACUUCUGGUGCCAGAGAGAAUGACAUAAGAAUAUAGUCAAGACGACUAGCUUGAUUGAGCCUCUGCCCUGUAUAUCUCACUGGGUCAGGGUAUUUAAGCCUUCAUAUAUCCACUAGUUUCAAAAUAUCCAUGACAUUUGUGAAUUCCUGAAGUGCAUGAGGGUGAUAGUUUGUAGUGCGAUUUCCUUUAUGGCACAUAUAGGUAUUUAAAACCGUAUUAUAAUCUCCUACCAUAAUAAUAUAGUUUUGUAUUGCUUGUAGGGUUGAUCAAUUAUUAUAUGUAUUCUAAAAGAAGUGUGAAUCAUUAUUAUUUAGACUGUAAAGGUUAAUGAGCCAUAUCUGUUUAUUAAGGAGCCAUAUCUGUUUAUUAAUGAGCCAUAUCUGUUUAUUGAUGAGCCAUAUCUGUUUAUUAAUGAGCCAUAUCUGUUUAUUAAUGAGCCAUAUCUGUUUAUUAAUGAGCCAUAUCUGUUUAUUGAUGAGCCAUAUCUGUUUAUUAAGGAGCCAUAUCUGUUUAUUAAUGAGCCAUAUCUGUUUAUGGUCCAAUAACAUAUUUAAAAUCACCCAUCUACCUUGAGGAUCUGUUUGGACAAUUUGCACAUUUGGAUAAAAAUGACUGUUGAUACAUAUCAUCACCCCUUUUGAGUUUACUUUUGUGUUUCUUUAACCCCCAGUCAUUUUCCCACACAACUUCAUCUAACAUUGUUGAAUGAGUUUCCUGUAAAUAAUAGAUAUUAUAUUCCUUCUAAUCAAGCCAGGUACAUACUGAUUGUCUUUUCUUAUUAUCUGCCAAGCCAUUACCAUUAUAACUAGCUAUACUUAUUUCACCAUUUACCAUAAUGAUAUACAAGUUUCAAAUGUAUUUAUCAUAAUACUGUAUAUGUUUGUACAUUUAUCAUUAAAAAGUACCAUAGUGAUUGAGUGUCCAUAAAGCUGUACCAUGAUAUUUCCAUUGGUACUAAGUAACCCUCCGAUCCUGUAGAGGUUAACCAGUGUCAAGUUCUAGGUGAUGGAGAUCAGAUCCACCCCCUUCCCCUGAAACAAAAACACACUGGUCCCACUUUGUGACCAUUUUCCAAAGCAUCUGUGUGCAGUCAGAACUUUGAUUAUUUUGUGCCACCAAGAUGGGGUAGCAG
Messenger RNA from Oncorhynchus masou masou (cherry salmon), 4818 nucleotides. Its product is annotated as NLR family CARD domain-containing protein 3-like. The transcript is spliced from 9 exons. Lineage: Eukaryota; Metazoa; Chordata; Actinopteri; Salmoniformes; Salmonidae. Gene Ontology annotation, biological process: intracellular signal transduction. The coding region runs from base 61 to 3228 and encodes 1055 amino acids. The record is from RefSeq and is a predicted model, not a curated record. Gene Ontology annotation, molecular function: protein binding.